AUGCCUUCUUUCCUCCACCGCCUGCAGCGAAGGAGCAGCCGCCCUGCGACUGCUAAGCCGAGUGGGAAGCAUGACGAACCAUACCCAGACGACCAUGCUAAUGGGCACAACGGAAAUGGCGUCUCCCAUCGCGUAUCUUCCUCAACCUUGAACUCGUCGCGGGUUGGAGGCUCAGACCCGUCAACAACGCCAGCAACGUCCACCACGGAAGACAACGUGGAUCAGCCCAAGACACAUGGCCCGACACCGCUGCCUAUGCGCUCGCCAACUCGGGCGCAAAGACCUGGCGCCGACCCUGUCAAGCGCUACAGUAUGAAUCCCCUAAUUGUCUCGCAGGUGCAUCAGCAAGUGCUUCUCAUAUUCGGACAGAUCGGUGAAACAACGAACAAACCGCUGGACGGCUCACUUACGGUUAACCACCAUCAGGGCCGAUUCCCACCCACUUGCUGGCCGGUACACGACUCCUACUUCAAGGCCCUCGUUCACCUCGAGCCUGGAUGGAAUCGCAUACGCCUCGAUUUUACCUCGCCCAAAAUAUCGUCCGGCAACACCUCUGUGCCUAGUCAUGCUACCUUCAUGAACAUCAAUUACCUCCCCUUGAAUCAGUCUCCACCUCUUCAGCUUGCUAUCAUCCUUGGUCACGAUUCCCCAGGGACAUACGAUGCACCACCAGAACGGAUACAGCGUGAAGGCAACGGGUUGGAGCUCGCCAUCAAGAAGUUUCGCAUGGCGGCAUAUCUGUGGCAAGCAUUCACUGGCGAGCAGAUGAAUCGCUAUGGCUUUGGCAGACGUUGUUUUAGAUUCGAAGACGCCUGGGAGCCGGGUACACUGAGUUACCAAGAUUGGGGCAAUACUGAGUACCGAACACAGGCGAAGAUACACGUCAUACGUUCGAAGCGAAGCGUCGCAGAGAUUCGGGAUCUUGAACGCGCUCAACAGUACGGACCUGGAUCGAGGAAGGGUGAGCUCUUCGAUAUUGCCGCGGAGGCGGUCAAGGACUACUUUCACAUCGCACCAGGAAGCAAGCAAUACGUUUCGUGCAUGUUUCUGGACUCAACAUGGGACACUCAAGAGAAAACAAUUCGCGGACAUGCCGCGCUGGGUGGAGGCAUGGCAGAGUUGGGACUGGGCAUAUUCGGCUCACAAGCGCUGCACAGCUACCCGUCUAGCAUCGAAGAGGUGUUCCAAGCUUUCCAUGACUGCACCCGAACGGAUACUGCUUUUGUCGCGAACGACUGCGGCGAAUCCGGCAGCAACUGGGAGGCUGCAAACAUUGGAAUUGGUGCGCAUCUCCACGAAACUGGUCACCUCUUUGGUUGUCCUCAUCAAGAAUCUGGUGUCAUGUUGCGCGACUACGUAACGUUCAACCGCACCUUUUCCUGCCGCGAACCCUACUCCACCCGUACGAAAUCACCUGGCCAAAGACUAGUGCUUCCGCCAGACGAAUGCAAAUGGCACCGACUGGAUGUGCUACGUUUCCGGUUCCACCCCUGUUUCCGGAUACCAAUUGACGGCAACGUCAGUGGCGAUGGCAGUGUACAAGUGUGGACAGUCGAUCCUGGCCAGGGUGGUGUGAUUGCCACAUCGAAGUCAGGCAUUGCUUGGGUCGAAUUGUAUGCCGAGGGCGACGACGUGUGCCACCACUGGCGAGAAUUCCCUGAAGUAGAUGGCCAGUACCCGCGGCAGGUUGCACUAGACGAGACCGCUCUCCGCGGUGAUCUCGGCAAGGACAAGCAAAAGUCGAAGCUUAAGGUCGAGGUCUUCUCGGCCGGUGGAGGCUCCCACAUUAUCGAGGAUUUCAGUCGACUCGCAAACCAGAAGAUAGCUCGCGUCAAGAUGCCUGGCGGACGUUUUGGUUACCGAGGUAGCAAGCUUGGUUACUCCCAGAUGGAGGGCUCACAACCACAUGAGGUAAUCUUGGACAGUGCGCACAUCUCCACUAAACUUCUUGUGGCCAUCAAGGUCUAUCACGGCAAUGCGGUAGAUGGACUAGAGUUUAUAUAUGAGGACGCCACGAGCCAACUCUUCGGUAAGCGAGGUGGUUCGCCAACCGACUUCACGCUUGACACGCGAAAAGGUGAGCUACUCUUGGGCUUUGCACUGCGUGCGGGGCUUUGGAUCGAUGGUCUACAAAUCUUGACAAGUCUGGGGCGGAAGAGUGAGUGGUUCGGCAACGCAAAUGGCGGCAGCGGAGGUUACACCAUCGGUGGCAUCUCAGGAUCGAGCGCCGCAUGGCUGGAUGGCUUCGCUCUGAUUAUCACGCGUUGA
This is a messenger RNA of Parastagonospora nodorum SN15, 2268 nucleotides long. RefSeq lists its product as hypothetical. NCBI's taxonomy places the organism in Eukaryota, Fungi, Ascomycota, Dothideomycetes, Pleosporales, Phaeosphaeriaceae. Gene Ontology annotation, cellular component: cytoplasm. The transcript has 3 exons. Bases 1 to 2268 code for a protein of 755 amino acids. The record is from RefSeq and is a predicted model, not a curated record.